Molecule: messenger RNA, 1044 nt
Organism: Ogataea philodendri
Lineage: Eukaryota; Fungi; Ascomycota; Pichiomycetes; Pichiales; Pichiaceae
Exons: 1
Coding region: 1-1044 (347 amino acids)
Biological process (GO): NADPH regeneration
Cellular component (GO): cytoplasm
Molecular function (GO): oxidoreductase activity; nucleotide binding
Source: RefSeq, a predicted model, not a curated record
AUGUCUAAAAUAAACGUUGCAAUUGUCGGAACCGGAAUCUUUGCGUCCAAGGCGCACUUGCCAGUCUUGCAGAAGUCUGAGUACUUCACUCCGUACUCGUGUUACAACAGAACCAAGGCCAAGGCCGAGGAAUUUGCCAAAAAGGACGCCAAUAUCGAGAAAGUGUAUGACACUUUGGAGGCGGUCUUUGAAGACCCGAACGUCGAUCUUGUCGACGCAUUGCUUCCUGUGCAGUACAAUGUCGACGCAUUGAAGCUGGCCGUCACACACAAGAAGAACAUCUGUUUGGAGAAGCCAAUUGCCGCCAACAUCGACCAGGCCAAAGAGCUUGUGCAGCUUGCCAGAGACCACCCGGAAAUUAGUGUUACUAUUUUGGAACACUGGUCCUACUACAAGGCGGUGACCGAAUUGAGCAACGCAAUUGCCCAGAUCGGAACCGUGUACUCGUUCACCUACCAUGCGACCGGUCCUUUCAACUACGACAACGCCUACCUCAACACAUCCUGGAGACAGAAGCCAGAACACGUUGGCGGGUUCUUGAGUGACGGUGGAGUGCACCAGCUGGCGUUCUUGACCGGCGUGUUGGGAAACAUCAAGACUGUUUCUGCACACACCAGACAGGUCAGAGAGCAGAGCGGAACUGACGACAUCGCGUACGCUCUUUUGGAAACCGAAGCGGGGCAAAUCGGCACUUUCACGUACGGCUCUGCGUUUGGUAACACCAAGAAGAGCUGUUUCUUCGAGAUUCUCGGCGACAACGGCUCGGUCUACCACGACUUCAGCCCCGGCAGCGACAGAUCCAUCACGCUGAGACUGGGAGGAGCAACUGCCUCCACGAAAAACGAGGAGCACGUGAUCCCAAUCAAGAACGAGUACGUGAGCGUGGACAGAGAGUUUGAGGUGCUGGGCCAGGCCCUUUCGUCGAACAACUGGUCGCUUAUCAAGACCACUCCGGAGGUGUGUUUCCACCACUUGAGUAUUGUGGACGCAAUUGUGCGCAGCAGUGAGAAGAACGGUGCUCUUGUUGAAGUUACCAAGCCGUGA